UUCCAAAGGCUAAGGACAAGACGACGGAGAAGGAGGCCAAGCAGGGAGAGAAGGAGGCCUUGAAUCAGCAUUCCGAUAACCUGUUAGGGUCCGGGUCGACCAAGCAUAGGAAGUCUUCUGCUUCCUACGAAGGAUCUCUCCAUCAACCAACCCUGAGCUGUUGUCCAUCAGCGAACCCAGUGAUUCACCAGUCUCUGCUGUCACCAGACUGGGGUUACAGAUCUGGGGCGAUGCCGGAGUGUGAAGGAGUUUGAGAAGCUGAACCGCAUUGGCGAGGGCACCUAUGGCAUAGUGUGUGAGUGGUCAAGAUGAGAUCGGGCCCGGGACACUCAGACAGAUGAAAUUGUUGCCCUGAAGAAAGUGCGGAUGGACAAGGAGAAAGAUGGUAUUCCCAUCAGCAGCCUGCGGGAGAUCACACUGCUCCUGCGUCUCCGCCAUCCGAACAUCGUGGAACUGAAGGAGGUGGUGGUUGGUAACCACCUGGAGAGCAUCUUCCUGGUGAUGGGUUACUGUGAGCAAGAUUUGGCCAGUCUCCUGGAGAAUAUGCCAACGCCCUUCUCUGAGGCCCAGGUCAAGUGCAUCAUGCUGCAGGUGCUUCGGGGCCUUCAGUACCUGCACAGCAACUUCAUCAUCCACAGGGACCUGAAGGUCUCAAACUUGCUCAUGACGGAUAAAGGCUGUGUGAAGACAGCGGAUUUCGGUCUGGCCCGGGCCUAUGGUGUCCCAGUAAAGCCAAUGACCCCCAAGGUGGUUACGCUGUGGUACCGAGCCCCCGAGCUGCUGCUGGGAACUACCACCCAGACGACCAGCAUCGACAUGUGGGCUGUGGGCUGCAUCCUGGCAGAACUACUGGCUCACAAGCCCCUCCUCCCUGGCACGUCUGAGAUCCACCAGAUUGACUUGAUUGUGCAGCUGCUGGGGACGCCCAGUGAGAACAUCUGGCCGGGCUUCUCCAAGCUUCCCCUGGCUGGCCAGUACAGCUUGAGGAAACAGCCUUACAACAACCUCAAGCACAAGUUCCCGUGGCUCUCAGAGGCUGGACUGCGCCUGCUCAAUUUCCUCUUCAUGUAUGACCCCAAGAAAAGGGCAACAGCAGGGGACUGCCUGGAGAGCUCCUACUUCAAGGAGAAACCCCUACCCUGUGAGCCAGAGCUCAUGCCUACCUUCCCCCACCACCGCAAUAAGAGGGCUGCCCCAGCAGCUGUUGAGGGGCAGAGCAAACGAUGCAAGCCCUGAGGGCAGGCCCAGCACAUUGCUGCACAUCUUCGCGAAUCAUCUAUCAAUAGCGAACUGAGAGGUCCAGCCUGUGCCCUUGGCUCCCCCAGCUGACUCCUGGCUGUUUGCCGUGUGCCAAGAUAUAGACAGGUGAUGCUUGGUAGGAGCUCUAUGUCUGGCCACCUAGGAGGGACUGGGCAGCAUCUUGCCUGUUACUCUUGGUGGGUGGUGAUCUUAUCUGACACUGAGGACCUGCUUCUGGGAAGGAAGUGCUGAAAUGGCCACUGUCUCAACUCACAGUUCCUGCUUGGCCACCCAAGGCUGCUACAGAUAGACUGUAGUGAAUUGGUAGGGCUAGUGGGGCUCUGGGUGGGGAGGAGGAAACUCUGUACAUGGGGGCCAGCCAUGACAGAGUAUUGGAGACUCCCAGAAUGAGAGUCCAUGGUUCAUGCUCAGGAAACAAGUGUUGGCUCCUGUACCAGGGGUGAGGAGAUUAAAAAGUCUUCCUAACA
Molecule: messenger RNA, 1727 nt
Organism: Jaculus jaculus (lesser Egyptian jerboa)
Lineage: Eukaryota; Metazoa; Chordata; Mammalia; Rodentia; Dipodidae
Gene: Cdk10
Product: cyclin dependent kinase 10
Exons: 14
Coding region: 367-1236 (289 amino acids)
Biological process (GO): regulation of mitotic cell cycle; protein phosphorylation
Cellular component (GO): nucleus
Molecular function (GO): ATP binding; cyclin-dependent protein serine/threonine kinase activity
Source: RefSeq, a predicted model, not a curated record